AUGCUCUUUUUUUUUUUUUUUCCUUAUUUAUUUUUCCUUGCAACGCAGCACCCAACAACUCAACACUCGUCCACACGCACAGAAAAACACGCCAAAGAAAUGGCGCUCACAACGCGAAUCAUCAAGGAGACGGAGAAGUUGCAGCGGGAGCACCAAGAGGGCAUCGAAGCCAGGCCGUCACCCAGCAACCCGCGUUACUUCCAUGUAAAGAUACGUGGCCCACCGCAGAGCAGCUACGAGGGUGGCAUCUUCCACCUUGAGCUCUUUCUUCCUGAGGAAUACCCGAUGGUACCGCCCAAGGUGCGGUUUCUCACCCGCAUCUACCACCCGAAUGUGGAUAAACUGGGUCGUAUUUGCCUUGACAUCAUUAAAGACAAGUGGUCGCCAGCGCUACAGAUCAUUAAGGUGCUUCUGAGCAUACAACUCCUCAUGGCAAGCCCAAACCCGGAUGAUCCGCUAGACAAUGAAGUAGCAGAAAGUUGGAAACGAGAUGAGGUUGCCGCAAUGCGGACGGCGCGAGAAUGGACACAAAAAUACGCUUCCCCACAGGCGUGA
This is a messenger RNA of Trypanosoma cruzi, 555 nucleotides long. Its product is annotated as ubiquitin-conjugating enzyme E2, putative. Gene Ontology annotation, cellular component: nucleus. Gene Ontology annotation, molecular function: ubiquitin conjugating enzyme activity. The record is from RefSeq and is a predicted model, not a curated record. The transcript has a single exon. The coding region runs from base 1 to 555 and encodes 184 amino acids. NCBI's taxonomy places the organism in Eukaryota, Euglenozoa, Kinetoplastea, Trypanosomatida, Trypanosomatidae. Gene Ontology annotation, biological process: DNA damage tolerance; protein K63-linked ubiquitination.